This is a messenger RNA of Drosophila serrata, 1314 nucleotides long. It is a transcript of the gene Rad23, whose product is annotated as UV excision repair protein Rad23. Gene Ontology annotation, molecular function: proteasome binding; polyubiquitin modification-dependent protein binding; ubiquitin binding. Gene Ontology annotation, biological process: proteasome-mediated ubiquitin-dependent protein catabolic process; nucleotide-excision repair. The record is from RefSeq and is a predicted model, not a curated record. Lineage: Eukaryota; Metazoa; Arthropoda; Insecta; Diptera; Drosophilidae. Gene Ontology annotation, cellular component: cytosol; nucleoplasm.
AUGAUAAUCACCGUAAAGAACCUUCAACAGCAAACUUUUACCAUAGAGUUUGAUCAGAGUAAAACUGUUUUGGAACUAAAGAAGAAGAUAUACGAAGAGCGCGGUGCCGAGUAUAUUGCUGAAAAGCAAAAACUUAUUUAUGCCGGUGUCAUACUGAUUGAUGAACGCACUAUUGAAUCUUACGAUGUGGACGAAAAAAAGUUUAUUGUUGUGAUGCUUACGCGAGAUGCAUCAGCUCGACCAGCGGAAACUGACACCACAAACAAAGUUCUUAAAGACUCAGAGCUUGCAACAGCGGGAAAUAUUGAAAAAUCUGAAACUAAAUAUACUGAAGAUUUGCAAAGUACGGAAGCGGCCCCUGUUGCCGAUGCAGCUCCCCCUCCAAGGCCAAUUUCCAAUUCUGAUUUAAUUGGGGAAUUGGCAAAUGCAUCUUUGCAAUCACGUGCCGAAUCGAAUUUAAUUAUGGGCGAUGAAUAUAAUCAAACUGUUCUAUCCAUGGUCGAAAUGGGCUAUCCACGAGAGCAAGUGGAACGUGCUAUGGCUGCCAGCUUUAAUAAUCCAGAACGUGCCGUGGAAUACCUUAUAAAUGGCAUACCUGCCGAGGACGAUGAAGCGAUAAACCCAAGUUUGAUUCAACUUUCGGGUCAUAGCAAUAACUCGGCAGCAUCUACAGCCGAACGUCCAACGGAGUUGAUUUCAGAUCCGUUUGAAUUUUUACGCAGCCAGCCACAAUUUCUUCAAAUGCGAUCAUUAAUUUAUCAGAAUCCCCAUCUUUUGCAUGCGGUUUUACAGCAGAUUGGUCAGACAAAUCCAGCCCUCUUGCAACUUAUAUCGGAGAAUCAGGAUGCGUUCCUCAAUAUGCUAAAUCAACCGAUUGAUGGCGAAGCAGACUCUGGUUCUGGCGACACUGUUUCUCGCACUCGUGAUCCCGCCCAGAUUGCAAAUAUAUUUGCAUCUUCAGACGCGCAAGAAGCAGGAAGAGGAACCUUGGCUGUUGGAGGAAAUACCACCGAUUCAACGGAGAACUUAGACUUAGAACAACAGCCACCAGGAGUUGGAGUUGCAACCAUUCGCUUAAAUCCUCAAGAUCAGGGCGCCAUAGAAAGACUAAAAGCCCUUGGAUUCCCAGAGGCACUUGUAUUGCAAGCAUACUUCGCGUGUGAAAAGGAUGAAGAACUAGCUGCAAAUUUCUUACUUUCAUCUAGCUUUGAUGAUUAAGUUUUCGAAAAAAUGAAAAACAAAAUGACAAAAAUACACAGCAUACAGAAGAAAUCGUUACGAAUAAAAUUAUAGAUUAUUUAAACUGAAAAUGUA